AUGGAAGAUCCUACUCCAUUAGCAGGUCCAAGUAGACCCAGGAGACAAGUCGAUAAUGCCGAUAUCGCAAAUAAGAUUGUUGCUCUGCAAAGGAAGAAUGCUAGUUUAGUAGGAAGCGAAUCUAGGCCUGGAACGAGUCGACCAUCAAGGAGAGAUGUUCCCGAAAGAGAGAGACAUCGAAAUAUCCUUCCUCAAAUUGGAGUCUUACCCCCUUCGGGACAGAGUCUAGGUCGAGCAGUACCACCUCCUUCUCCCUCGAGUUCAAGAAAUACUCCUAGAUUACCUUCAUCUCCACGUCGUACACACCCGCAUGCCUCUUCGAGACCUUCAGCUGAGAUACAAGAUGAAUAUUCCCGUGGACCAGGAAGCAAGUCUUCAUCUAGUAGAGCUUUGUUUGAUCCCUCACGUCCUACAGUCCCUCAAUUAGCUAAAUUGGACAGAUCGCCUCGUCUCCCUUCAUCGUCAGAAGAUGAAGUACCUAGGCGUCGAGUCGAAUCAAGAAGGAAUGAAUCAUCGAAUAUCGGAAAGAAGUUAUUUGAUCCAACAAUACACGAUCCAUUACAUUUUCAACCACGUCCACCUAUCACAACGCCAAUACCCGAAUCAUCAGAACUCGGAUCUGGAUCUGGAUCUACUUCUUCAAGAUUAUUACUUCGUAGAGGCGUUCCAGGAGUAGUAAGAACUGCAGAGGAAGAAGCUGAUAGAGAAAGAGAAAGGAGGAAGAGAAGGGAAGGAAGUGAAAGAGGUAGCUUACCUUCAAAAAGAAAAGAUAGUGAUACCAGAUCGAAAGGUUCAAGAAGCAGUGAAGGUAGCGAAAGUCUUAAAGAUAGAGAAAGAGGUAGAAACAAUGGUGAUACCGGAGUUAAACCGAUAUUGAAGAAAAUCCAUGAUGAAAUCAAAGAACUAGAAUCUGAAUUAAUAGAAGUUCAUCGAAAAAUGGCACUGGAUCCUGAAGCUGGCAUCAAGGUUCUGCUUGACGGGAAAGGAUUGGCUGAUAGCUAUAGCAGAGAUAGAAAGGAUAUUAUAGAUGAUAGUGAUACUGCUGCUUGGAUAGAUUUGAUAACGAAACAUAAACGACUGGCUGAACUUCAUGAUCAUUUCCUCAUAACCCUGUACGACCCACUAGUGCCAUCAUCAUAUCAUCAGCUAUCAGUGAAAUACAAUAUUCCUUCCAGACUUUGGCAAACAGCAUUUCAUUCUUUAUUGGAAAGACUCCGUCAAGCAUGGAUGUCAGGUCAUCCUACAGCGUUAGAUUUCCUUACCGACGUGGUUUAUGACGCAUAUCGAUUUUAUUCCGAAUUACUCGAAAAUCAAGCUUUAUCAAAUUUCCGUACCGCUUGGAUAGAAGCUUUAGGUGAUCUAGCAAGAUAUAGGAUGACCAUAGCUUCUUACGUACAAGAAGGCCCGACAACGUCCUCCGUACAAAGCCAUUCUCAAACUCAAAAAUUGGGUAGGAUCGAUAUGCCAGAAGAAGGGAAUAUCGAAGAAGAGAAUAGAGUCAUUCCUUCAGGUGCAAGUAUAGGUGCUGAAGUAGCUCAAUCUUGGGAUGUUGAGGACAAAGAAACUUGGAGAACAACAGCUAGAGAUUGGUAUACUAUGGGCAUAACUGAAAAACCUGGUGAAGGUAGAUUACACCAUCAUCUAGCGUUAUUAUGUCGAGAUGUUAAAGGCCAAGAAGGAAGAGCUUUGCAUCAUUUCGUUAAAAGCUUAACCGUCACACAUGAGUUCCCAACCGCCCGUGAAUCGAUUCUACCUCUCUUCGAUUCCGCUUUGCAAAACCAGCGUUCCUUACCAGAAGCAACCGCGAUGGACCUUUUCCUUCGUCUACAUGGAAUGCUGUUUACCCGUAUAUCUUUGGAUGACUUCUCCUCUGUCAUGUCACGGUAUAUGGAAAGAUUAGAAGAAGAUGCCAAACUUGAUGGAUUCAGCCGGAAAGCCAGUAUCGGCCAAACUGAAUGGAUGAUGAUGGCUUCAGUCGGCUUAGGCAGUGUCAUGCAAUAUGGUGCUAAUAACGGAGUGAUCAGAAAAGGGUUUUCUCAAGAAGGCGCCGAGCGAAGAAGAGCUCAAGCUUUAGUUGUCGAUGAAGAUGGCGAAGGCGACGAUGUUGACAAUGGGCCGACUGAUUCACUCGCCGUCGAUGGCUAUGCACCGAUGAGAACAGUUUCUCCCAUACCUAUGAAUGGUGAAAUGGAUGAUCCCCCACCUAUCACAUUCACAAAUGCUCUUCAACUGUCAUUCUCGGUAUUCGACUUCGUUCUAGCUCAUCCCAAUCGAAUCCAAGGGUUUCAUCAAGUUUUAAAUCCUUUCAUUACGAUAUUUCUCACUUUUCUAGCAACGGUAUUUCGCCAGCCUCACGUUGGAUCACCUUUAUUACUAUUCGUACCUUGGGAAAGAUUAGCAGAAUUCGCAAACUCAGCGAAUAUGGAAAUCGUUGAAGAAAAAAGAUUAGCUAAUGGGACUGCAUUACCUGAAGAUUGGUUAUUACGUGGUAAUGAAUGGGUUGGAAGAAGAGUUUACGAAAGAGGAUUUUGGAAAUCUAAAUCAACGAAUGGAAGGGGAUCAAAUGGUGUCAUUGUUCAACCUCAACCUCGAAUAGGUGGAGAAAGGUUUACAUCUGAAAUGGACGUUCUGUUAGCUAAUUUUGAACCUAAUGGAGAUAAAGAUAUAUCUGAAGGUAUAGUGGAUGAUGAAGUUGGUGAUUUAGAUGGUCCGGGUCAGAUCAAUUUCAGAAGAUGGAAAAGAGUCCAAUGGGCAAUAGGCAUUCUGGUUAAAUUCGUUGAUGGCUUCGAAUUGACAAAUGAUGGUAAAGUUAUCGUGGAAGGUACGCUGAAAGAGAAGAUUGAGGAAUUAGCUAAAGAGAAGGAAAAAGAGAGGGAAGAAGAGAAGAGAAGGGAGAAGAGAAGAUUAGAUCGAGAAAGAGAAGAAGAAAUGGAGUUUGAGUUAAGAGAAAUCGACGUCGAAGAUCAAAGUGAUCAAGAUGAUGAUGACGAGUUGACUGCUUUGAGAAACCGUCGUCGAGAACUACAAGGUCUCCUUUCUACUCCUUCUACCGCCAACAAAUCUACCAAUUCCCGAUCGAAGAAAUCCAAGCGGUCAUCACUCAACAUCGUCCCUGGAUAUACUAUGCUCUUGUUCGAUACCAACGUCUUGGUUGAUUCUCUUGGAUUAUUCAGUAAAGUAGUUGAAAGUGGACAAUGGAGUGUGAUUGUUCCAUUACCAGUAGUGACUGAAUUAGAUGGAUUAUCAAAAGAACCGGCACCUUUAGGUUCCAACGCUAAAUCUUCCAUCAAAUACUUGGAGUCGACCAUUCGAACCCAUUCUCUGACCUUGAAAAUCCAAACUACAAAAGGAAAUUACCUAUCUGAUCUACUGAUAAGGACGGAAAUGGACACUUUGAAAGAAUAUGGUGAUCCAAAUGAAAGAGCUCGAACGAUGGACGAUAGGAUUAUACAUAUCUCAUCUUUUGCUCAAGAUCACUUCAACGAUAGAUCGAGAUUAUUGGGUAUGCCACAUGCCAAACAAGAAGAAGAACAAGCAAUCAAAGUUUUGGUCAUUUCAAAUGACAGAAAUUUGAGAUUGAUGGCUAGGUCAAGAGGUGUUCAAGGUGUUGAUGAGAAGGAAUUGGAAAGGAUCUUGGCGGGGGUAUAA
Messenger RNA from Kwoniella shivajii, 3648 nucleotides. RefSeq lists its product as uncharacterized. Gene Ontology annotation, biological process: nuclear-transcribed mRNA catabolic process, nonsense-mediated decay. Lineage: Eukaryota; Fungi; Basidiomycota; Tremellomycetes; Tremellales; Cryptococcaceae. Gene Ontology annotation, molecular function: protein binding; telomerase RNA binding; telomeric repeat DNA binding. Gene Ontology annotation, cellular component: telomerase holoenzyme complex. The coding region runs from base 1 to 3648 and encodes 1215 amino acids. The record is from RefSeq and is a predicted model, not a curated record. The transcript is spliced from 7 exons.